UUCAACAGCGGAAACCAGCGAGUAAGUGUGAAUUGAGCAGCAAUUGAAACUGAUGGUGGCAGGAAAGGGGAGUUUGGGGGUGAAAUAGGAGGCGUGCGGGUGAAAAAGCCUCGAAGUUUCUCUGUGUUCAGCCAGCAGUGUAACGCUGGACUUCUCUGUGAUCUGCGGGCACUCCUAAUGCAGCAGUUGUUGGAUUAGAGCACCAUGUUGGAGCCUUCAGAGCCCGGCCUGGAAAUCGUGGAGUGGCUCUCCACCCUCCGCCUGUCCCAGUAUGCUGCCUUUUUCCAGCAGGGAGGCUAUGAAGCUUUGGAGGACUGCAAGGACCUCACAGAAGAGCGCCUCAUGGAGCUCGACGUGCUGCCGACGGGCCACCGAAGACGCAUCCUUCGGAGUUUGCAGGCGCUGGGCGUGAGGCAGCAGAGUGGAGAGGAGGAUGAAGACGAAGGGGGAGGGCCCGAUGACAAGAGGGGUCAAAGGAAGCCGAUGCCGUAUCCAAGAAAUGUCUUCAUGAAGGACAGAAAAAGAGGGACGUCCUGCCUGCAAAAGCCGUCUGCAAAGGAAAAGACGGACUACGAUUUGGGAGGGAGUCGGACUUUGCCAGUGGGAGCAGGAAUGGGAGCAGAUCCCGGGGACCUUUCAGACAGACGUCACCCCCUCCUGCCUCUGCCGGCCCCGCGGGACCCCAGAAACAUCCAGAAAUCGGCGUCGGGACGCACCUGCUCUCCUAUCCCCACGGACUCCAGCAGCGAGUCCCUCUCCGGCUCGGAAAUGCCCUCAGAUUGGGAGGUUUCUUCAGAGGUGCCCACCUACUCCAAAGUCGGCUCCGAGGCCCUCCUCCCUGCUCUCAUCGAGGACCGCGAGGGCUUCAGUGGCGAAAUGGUGGACAAUUUAAUCUACGAUUCACAGCCCACUGUUCCAGCUCCCACAGGCCCACGACUCACUCGCUCCUACAGAUUAAGGCACCGACCCGUUCCCGAAAUCCCGAACCGGGAAGUUUUGCCUCCUCAGGACAGGAGUGUGCCGGCAAUGCAGCCAGUCAGCCACGAACACCUACCCGACUCAGACGGUCCCACCGGUGCAAACGGCGUUCAGAAAGCUCCGCUUCAAAGAGCCUUGAUGCCUAGUGCUUCCUACGGGGAUACAAGCCUGCACAACAACCCUGAAACUACUCCGGACCAAGGUGCUAAACAAGGGCUGCCGAAGGGGUUCAAAGCCAAGAUGAUACAGAGGAAACCGAGAAAAAAGUCGCCGGAAAAGGUGUGCCCGCCGGCCCCGACCGUCCCAGAUCCCUACGAGGACGAGUACUCCACAGUGGACGAGUGCGCCGGUAUCCCCGGCCCCGAAGACGGCUCCAUGGUCAUGGUGGACUGCGACCUGUACUCUGAGCCUGCCGACGCUCUGGGAGCCGUCACCAAAAACGCGAUGCCCGACAUUUCUCCCUACGCGUGCUUCUACGGAGCGCCCAAACCCCAAGUUCUCAAAGUGGGCUGGCUGGACAAGCUGUCACCCCAAGGAAACUGCGUCUUUCAAAAGAGGUGGGUGAGAUUCGAUGGAGAAAGUCUGGCAUACUACAACAACGACAAGGAGAUGUACUCCAAAGGAAUGAUCCUGGCCAGCGCCGUCAGAAAGGUGCGAGGACUGGGCGACAACAAGUUUGAGGUCGUCACCGCCCUGCGGACCUUCAUCUUCCGGGCUGAAAGAGAAGGGGAGCGCCAGGAGUGGAUGGAAGCUCUACAGACGGCCACGCGCCCCCCCGCCUGCGGCUCCCAGAAGCGCGCCGACAGCCUCUCCCGCGUCUCCCCCACAAACAAGCGGGGCACGCUGGAGCUCCGGGGCUACAAAGGCAGAGUGCUGGUGUCCCUCGUGGGGAGUAAAGUCAGGCUCUGCAAAACAGAACAGGACUCUAAAGCCGGGCUGGCCAUUUGUGACGUGGAACUGACCGCAGCCAACAUCAGAGAGGUGGACCGCAGAGCCUUCGAGGUCAACACACCCUUCAGAAACUUCUGCUUCACGGCGGAGUCGGAACAGGAGAAAGAGGAGUGGAUUGAAGCGGUCCAAGAAUCGAUCGCCGAGACGCUGUACGACUACGAGGUGGCGGAGAAGAUCUGGUUCAACGAGGGCAACCAGAGCUGCGCCGACUGCCACGCCCCCCAGCCGGAGUGGGCGUCGGUCAACCUGGGCGUGGUCGUCUGUAAGAAAUGUGCAGGCCAGCACCGCUCCCUCGGUCCGAGCCUUUCGAAGGUCCGCAGCUUGAAGCUGGACAUGAGUAUCUGGAGUAAUGAACUUGUGGAGCUCUUCCUGGAGGUGGGGAACAAGAGAGCGAACAGUUUCUGGGCCGCCAACCUUCCCUUGGAGGAAGAGCUCCACAGCGGGGCCUCGGCCGAGCAGCGCGCCACCUUCAUCCGCAGGAAGUACCGCGAGAGGAAAUACAGGAGGGUCCUCCAGGGUUUUCAGGACCUGGAGCAGCUCAAUAAGGCGCUGUGUGCAGCGGUGGUGUCGCCCGACGUGCUGCAGACCAUGAUGCUGGUGUUCAGCGGGGCGGACGUCAUGUGCGCCACCGGGGAUCCCAAACACUCCACCCCUUACCUUUUGGCUCAGCGUGCGGGCCAGAAGCUGCAGAUGGAGUUCCUGCACCAGAAUAAAUUCACCGAUUUUCCUCGGCUGGAGCAGUGGUCGGACAGCAUCUCCCCGUCCGACGCCUCCCCCUUCAUGGACGGCUUCCUCUACAUCUCCUCUGGGCCCGCCAAGGCCACACUGGAUCGGCGUGGAAGAGACGACAUGGCGCGGCGUUGGUGUACGUUGGAGGGCGGCUUCCUGAGUUACUACGAGACUGACCGAAGCCCCUCGGCUUUGGGAAGAGUGGACAUCUCCCAGGUGGUGGCCCUGGCUGUGAGCAACUCGGAGUCGAUGACCGGAGCGGGGGCCGUGUUCACCGUGGAGCUGCACCUGCAGACCGAGCGGGCGCUGACGGUGGGAGCCGAGACGCAGGAAACGCAGCACGACUGGAUCCAGGCCCUCACGAAGUGCUUCGUCCCGUCCAAAGUGGAGGGGCUGGUGCGCAAAGACGCCGAGCUGAUGGGCAGACUCCACUACAAGGAAGGCCACGACCUGUACCACUGGAGGACGGGGUGGUUCUCGCUCCACGGAAGCGCCCUGCGCUUCAGCUCGGGCGAGGCGGAGGGAGAGGAGGAAGUCCUUCAACUCAAACAGCUGCAGGAGCUCACUGUCUCCACACACACCGAGGGCGAGGACAAGAUCCAGGUCCUUCUGAUGGUGGAGGGCGGAAGGACGGUCUACAUCCACGGCUUCAACAGGACGGACUUUGACCUGUGGCACUCGGCCAUCGCGCUGGCUGCAGGCACCGACGGCAAAGCACUCAGUGACCAACAGCUGACCAAAAACGGCGUCCCCAUUAUUGUGGACAGCUGCAUUGCUUUUGUCACCCAGUAUGGUUUGUGCCAGGCGGGGGUCUACCAGAGGCCCGGCGACCCCGCGCGGGUGUCCCAGCUCCUGGAGGACUUCACCCGCGACGCCCGAAACGUGAAGCUGCGGAAGAAGGAGCACCAGCUGGACGACGUGACGGACACCCUGAAGACGUUCUUAUCUGAGGCCGAGGACGCGCUGCUGACCAAAGAGCUCUAUCCAUACUGGGUGUCGGCUCUGGAUGAAAAGGAGAAGAGCCAGAGAGUGAAGAAGUACUCCACUUACAUAGAGAGUUUGCCAAAGAUCAACAGGUCAACCCUCGAAGCUCUGCUACAACAUCUGUACAGGAUUCAGAAGUGCGCGCACCUCAACGGCAUGCCCAGCGAAAAACUGGCCUCGGUCUUUUCCUCCUGCUUGUUCCAGACGCGGGGACAGACCUCGCAGGAAAUCAGCGUGGUCCAUGACCUCAUCACCAGCUACGUGACCCUCUUCAGCGUCAAUGAAGAGCAGGUGCAGCAGAUGGAGAGAGAAAAUGGCUUCAUUACACGCUGGAACGACAAGAAGGACACCUCGUUCUGCCCCGCUGGAGAUUUGAUCUUCGAGGUGUACCUGGAAAAGAAAGAGCCUGAGCACUGCUGUUUAAUAAAGGUCUCUCCCAGUAUGCGGCCCUCUGAGCUUGCAGAAACCGCGCUGAGUAUGAGGAACGCCACGUUCAAAGCGGAUGACCUGUGGACCACCUUUGAAGUCAUCGAAAACGGCGAGCUAGAGCGACCAUUGCAUCACAGUGAGAAGAUACUCGAACAGGUGCUGGAGUGGAGUAGCUUGGACUGCCCGAGUUCUGCUUUUCUUGUCAUAAAGAAGUUUGCAGGGGCCAAAAGAUUGGCUGAGAGUAAAGCGGAGCCGAAGCAGUUCGUAAAAAGCGACUACUUGAAGUUCAGCGACGGAUCCUCCAAACUCCUGUCGGGACACAAAUUUCAGGAGAAGUACGUGGUGCUCCGCGCAGAGAAGCUGCUCCUCUACAGGGACAUCAAAAGCGCUAAAGCAGAGAAAGCUAUCCAGCUGAAGUGUGUGAAGUGUUACCUGGGCCUGAAGAAGAAGCUCAAGCCUCCGACCAACUGGGGUUUCACAGUGUGCACAGAUAAACAGCAGUGGUACUUCUGCUGCGACAAGAGGGAGGUGCAGGUCAGCUGGGUGGCAGACAUCACCGCCGUGAAGUUCGGGUCUGACCUCCAGUCCAAGACCACCGGCUCCAAACACAAAGCGGAUCAGAAGUCCUCCAGAGGGGCCACCGUCCCAAAAGGCAGCAAGGUUCCAUCAUUCAAGGAUAAUUCCCGCAAACAGCCGACAGACAGGGGCGUUCCUCUGGAAGAUGGAAGUCGGUCUCCCGCCUGGGUCAAAGGUCACAACCUCAAAACCAAAACGCUAGCCGCCUGCCCGAAGCCCGGCGACCAGCUCAAGGCCCCAGAGCUGCAGCACAGGAGAGCCUCCGCGGACGUCCGCCGGCCGCCCCGGUCCACGUCCCCGCUGGUGUCCAGAGGCGGUUUGGGCCCGGCCACGCCCGCCCCGCCUCCGGGCGGCUGCACGGCGGCCACCAAAAAGCCGGCCAUCGGCGGGGAGGGCCUGAUGCCGCACAAUCUGCUCAGCGAACUGAACUCCGUGCUGAACAAGACCGGCCGCAAGAGCAGCGACUGA
Menidia menidia (Atlantic silverside) is the source of this 5115-nucleotide messenger RNA. NCBI's taxonomy places the organism in Eukaryota, Metazoa, Chordata, Actinopteri, Atheriniformes, Atherinopsidae. The record is from the annotation of a GenBank genome assembly.